CGAAAUAGCAUCGCAAUAGAAUCACCGCAGCAUUCAGAGAGCGAUGGCCGAUGGUGAUGGGCCCAUUGCGUCCGCGGUCAUCAUUCCAGACCUCGGCGCCGAAUCGCAACCUCCCGCUCCACCGAAAAGACGGCAAUCGUCCACUUCUGAAUCGAUCUCGAAACGUCCCCGACUCUCGUUCGAUGCAAAUGUUGAAUCUCCCACAAACCUACACCAGUCCCCCGAGCCAACUGAUCCCUCGAGGAGAGCCUCAGAAAGUGUCCAAGAACCAAUCAAUGAACGCCGGAAAAGCAGUGUUCAAGAGGAGAAAAAGCGUGGUCAAAGACUGUUCGGAGGCCUACUCAGCACCCUGAGUCAAAGCACUCCCAAUGGCCAACACAAAAGGCGCUUAGAGAUUGAGAAGCGGCAACAAGAGAGAGCAAAGCAACAGAAGGCUGAGGACGAUGUGCGAAGGGCAGAAAAACUAGCCAAGCUCAAAGCUAUUCGAAAGGUGGAGCAAGUGAAAUUCGACGAGGAGACGAUGCGCAUCCGACACACCAAUAUGUUAGCCAUGGCGCAAUAUCUCUACACCAAAGCCGAACCGAGAUUAUAUUACAUUCCAUGGAAAAUGCGACCGGUGGAUGAAGAACGUAUUAAGACUCAGGUCGCAGGAACCCAAGCGCUGAUAGAACGAGAAGUUAGCGAAUUCCAAGCACGACUUUCGAACGAAAAGGUCCGAGGAAAGACUGAGGCGGGAGAAACCAAUGGCGUGUCCAAGGAGACAGUGGGUGAGCUUGCCACCGAGUCUCCGUCUGUUCCUACAAUUUCCCAUAAUGAUACUACUAAUGCUCAGCCCGAACAAGUUAAGACUGAAAAGAACGCUCUGGAGGAGCAUAAUGGUGAGGUGGUUGUAGAAAACGAGGAAGAUACAGUCAUCUAUUGACGGUGGCGUCUUAAUGCUUUCUGAAACCUAGUGGAGCUCAAUUUCCGGCGUUUAGGACUUAAGGUCCAAAGAAAACAUUGGGUUUGGACUUGCUUGUACAUUUGUAGGCUAAUCUGAACAUCCUGCGAAGUGGCUAUUGAUGAUGUCUAAUGCUUGAGGUAGACUUUGCAAAUUGUCGUCGUGAGCCACUGAUGCUGUGUACCAACAAUAGGUACUUCUUUACUAACCCUUCACCCUGACAAAU
Molecule: messenger RNA, 1166 nt
Organism: Mollisia scopiformis
Lineage: Eukaryota; Fungi; Ascomycota; Leotiomycetes; Helotiales; Mollisiaceae
Exons: 4
Coding region: 44-922 (292 amino acids)
Cellular component (GO): catalytic step 2 spliceosome
Source: RefSeq, a predicted model, not a curated record